Messenger RNA from Morchella importuna, 225 nucleotides. RefSeq lists its product as uncharacterized. Bases 1 to 225 code for a protein of 74 amino acids. NCBI's taxonomy places the organism in Eukaryota, Fungi, Ascomycota, Pezizomycetes, Pezizales, Morchellaceae. The transcript is spliced from 3 exons. The record is from RefSeq and is a predicted model, not a curated record.
AUGGCUAGCGACUUGGCCCAGAGCCAUGGGUCGGCAAUCGGCUCUCACCGUCCGUACGACGACGACGACGACGACGACGACGACAAAUUCUCUGCUACGCACGCGCUAUCACUCGCCAGUCUUGGCACCGCACAACACCCCGUAAGGGAUCAUGAAAGUCUUGGCAGGGAAACAUCACUCUUGCGGAAGGUGCCGGAUAGGAUUCUUCAGUGCCGAGUACUUUAA